Candoia aspera is the source of this 4019-nucleotide messenger RNA. RefSeq names its product methyl-CpG binding domain protein 3 (gene MBD3). Lineage: Eukaryota; Metazoa; Chordata; Lepidosauria; Squamata; Candoiidae. Gene Ontology annotation, molecular function: methyl-CpG binding. The transcript has 6 exons. Gene Ontology annotation, cellular component: nucleus. The coding region runs from base 665 to 1540 and encodes 291 amino acids. Gene Ontology annotation, biological process: DNA methylation-dependent constitutive heterochromatin formation; negative regulation of transcription by RNA polymerase II. The record is from RefSeq and is a predicted model, not a curated record.
UGACGGAGGGACAGAUGUGUAUACCGCACCCGUUCACGUGUAUGCGGUUUGAAAAAAAUCCCUGAGGGGGAACUAUAUUCAUGCCGAAGCGGAGGGAUACCAUAGUGCUUUUUCAAUUUGGCGGGAUGGGAGGUGGACUUUUUUUCCUUCGGCUUGUCACCAAUGGCUGCAUGCGCUCACUCUACCUCCUUCCUUUGUGCGGCGGGAGGAAGUUGAGUGAAUGGAACAGCCGCGGAGGGGAGGCACAUGUGCGUGGUAAGGGAAAAAGCAAAGGGAAUGAAUGAGGAAGACCAGCGGGAGGGAAGGGAGCUCCUGAGAAGAGCUGAUGAUGCAAGCAGAGGCGCAGCGGUCGGGUAAAAGGAACAGCGCCCCCAUCCAGCAGAAGAAGUGAGGGGUGGGAGGUGCGAUUGACAGCUACUGAAAGGAACAGCCGCUGCGAACGUUCCAGUCCUAGCUGAGGGAGGCACUCUGGAAGAGCUUCGUCCUGGAAGCCAGAGUGGAGGUUGCAGUCGCCACCAGCUGCAACAGAAGCUAGCCAGCAAGUAGCAGCAAGCAAACCACCGCAGUCCUGGCUGGGCGGGACCUUGGAGCAAGCAGGCAGGCAGGAGCCAGAGGAGGAGGAGGCUGGCUCGAACCAGAUCCAGACCCAGGCAUCGUGGAAGCAAUGGAUCGGAAGAGGUGGGAGUGCUCAGCUCUCCCGCAGGGAUGGAAAAGGGAAGAAGUGACCAGGAAAUCGGGGCUCUCUGCUGGCAAGAGUGAUGUCUAUUAUUAUAGUCCAAGUGGGAAGAAAUUCCGCAGCAAGCCUCAGCUGGCACGUUACUUGGGCAACUCCAUGGACUUGAGCACGUUUGACUUCCGAACAGGGAAGAUGCUAAUGAGCAAGGUGAACAAGAACCGGCAACGGAUGCGCUAUGAUUGUUCAAGCCAAACCAAGGGUAAACCUGAUCUAAACACAACGCUUCCUGUCAGGCAGACAGCUUCAAUUUUUAAACAACCAGUCACUAAGAUCACAAAUCAUCCCAGCAAUAAAGUGAAGACUGACCCCCAAAAAGCAGUUGACCAACCCCGACAGCUCUUCUGGGAAAAGAAACUAAGUGGCUUAAAUGCCUUCGAUAUUGCAGAGGAGCUGGUGAAAACAAUGGACCUUCCAAAGGGUUUGCAAGGUGUGGGACCUGGCUGUACUGAUGAGACCCUCCUUUCAGCCAUUGCCAGUGCCUUACAUACCAGCACAAUGCCCAUCACUGGACAGCUUUCUGCUGCUGUUGAGAAAAACCCCGGGGUCUGGCUGAAUACUUCUCAGCCUCUCUGCAAAGCCUUCAUGGUGACCGAUGAAGACAUCAGGAAGCAAGAAGAGCUGGUUCAGCAAGUGAGGAAGAGGCUAGAGGAAGCAUUGAUGGCUGACAUGCUUGCUCACGUGGAAGAGAUAGCAAGGGAUGGCGAGACACCUGUAGUAAAGGGUAAUGAAGAGGAGGAGGAAGAGGAGGAGGAGGAGGAGGAAGAUGGUGAUCAUGAUCAUGGACAGGAGGUGGAGAAUGUAUAGUCCAGGUAGCAUAGUUCAACACUAAUGCCUUGUCUCCAUCACCCGUAUGUUUGCAGUGCCAUAAGUUUGUGUUUUUCCCAACACUUGAAGAAUUCCAGGGUUUCAAAGCUACUUUAUUCUGUAUUUCUUUAUAUUUAUCAUCAAGCUCAGUAUUGUUUGCAAUAACUGAUAGCAUUUUUCAAGGUUUUAAGCAAAUAUUUUUCCAAUCAUUUGUCCCAUGUCCAUUUUAACUAGGAGUGAGGGGAUUUAAAGUGGGGCUUAGAUAGUAUUCUUAGUAUGUUCUUGGUCCUGAGGCCAAGUUGGCUUGGCCCAUUUUUUGAAUGGUGUGGAUAUUCUCUGAAACUCUCCUGAGUGUUGAGCAGCAAGUGCAAAUGGACUUUCAGAAUAGGAAGAGGUUUCUUGAAUGUAGAGAUUAUUUUGCAACCCGCCCAUCCCCAUAGCCACAGGUAGCUUGACCUUGCUUCAUGCAUACAGUGUCAUGGUGUAGAGAGGGCUUCCUCGCCACUAUUAUUCUCUCACCCAACCCUGGUACCUUUUUGAGCUGUUAGCUUCCAGGCAUUACAGCUGAUCAAGUGUCUCUUUUCCUUCAAGGUGUUUCUCUCGAGAACUAGCCUGCACUCGGUCCACACAGAGGCAAGUGCAUCUUCAGAAUGUUGUGCACUAACUGUACCUGCGUGUGUGAACAUGUUUGGCCUCCGUUCACAGGAAGCUGAAGGGACCAGUCAGACUCUGAGUAGUUUGAAGAAGGACUUACUGAACCCAGUUUUUUUUCCCCCUCGCCCCCCCUUUUUUUUAAAGCAUCACAGGGCAAUAGAGGAAUCAGAAGGUAUUCAAGAAUUGUGAACAUGAUUCCUUCAUCUUAUUUCCAGACUAGCAAUUGAAACAGGUUUCCCAAGUCUCUUUCUAAUAGUGUCUGCACAUGCCCUAAACCAAUUAUCUCUUGGCUUAACCCACAGAGAUGACAUGAAGAACUUCUUUCAACUUUUCCCUGCCUAUUUGAAGUCACGUGUAACAAAAUAUAUUUGGCAGUGUAGCUAAUCCAUUCCACUUGCAAAAUCCUGCUGUGGGAUCUUCAUUUUCUUAAGUGGCUUUUGAAUUUGGGUUAAUUUGAUCUGCUUUAAACAAAAAAAUCCCAUCAAUAGAACGUGCCUUCCCAUGUGGGGCUGGGAAACUGAGCCCCUGGAGCUAUUAUAGAUCCAAAUUUUGAUGAAAAUUUCCUCCUUCUGCAUGAAUAUAACAUGACAUAGAACUAUAAUUUAUGCAGAGCUUUAUGAGCACAAACAAUUGUAGAAAUAUUAAAUGAUUACAUUAAUUACCAAUCAGAGAAAAAGGUGCUGUAUGAGGUUUUUACAGCUAUUGAAAGAAGGGAUUACUUAGCGCUAUUGACCUCCUGUUUGUUUUAUAAUUGAUUUGGUUACUGGGGGGAAGGGCUGCCUUUGUCUCAUCUGAUAAAUGCUUUUCAGAAGUAGUAGUAUUGGAUUGCUAACAUCAUUGAGGAGAAGCGAGCAAAACUAGCCAGUUGUGAAUGACACAGAAUUUGCCUUAAUGUGUUCAGCCUCAGUUGGGAAUGGGUUAUCUUGAAUACUAGAGGAUAGAAACACAGUACCACCUUUGCCUCUUGCUUGCUUACAUGUGUAUCCUGUCUCUGAAUAACUCUCAUCAGCCAAGACAUUAAAUCUUCAGUACUGGAUUUUAAAUGUACUUGGUGGUAUUGCACCGCAGCUUCUAACAUUCAUUCAGCAGUUUCAGGAUUGUGCUACAUCUCUUUUUUUUAAAAAGCCAGGGCUGAUGGAAACCCAGGUCAUGAAUCCUGGCUAGAUUUUAUGUAUUUUGGAAAUGUGGGGUGUAUCUUCCUUUUUAAUCCCCAAAGUUAGAAAAUGUGAUCUUGGAGCCUGUAACUAGGGCCUAAAAUAGCUCUUCUCAUUUUGGACUUUACAAAAGAAAUGCAGGAUUAUGGUCCAGUAGUCUUCUUUUAAUUAUUUUCAAAUUUUUGAGUAUUUGGUUGAAGUCCAUCAUGUUUAUCUCUCUUCUGCUCUUGCAUGCACAUAAGAGUUAGUCCCUGGUUGGUUACUUUUCUUUGCUAAUUUGGAGCAACUUCUCAGCAUAUAAUUCCUAGUAAGUAUCACAAAUGGUUUCUUUAAGCUUUUUAUGCUGCAAAAUCAUGUUGCAAACUUAAGUCAUGCUGGAAUGAAACUGCAAUUAGUGCACAAAUGUGUAAAGCCCUGUUGAAAAGGAAACACAAUCUGGCUGUAUAUCCUCAAGCCAGCUUGAUGCAUUUCUUUCCUUUUUAAAAGAAACAAAUGAUUUGAUAGUGUGGUGUUCAGUCAGUUUUUAGAAAAUUCUUAAAUCCUUUGUCUUUCAAAUACACACUCAUCACCACUGUCGCCACCUUACCACUAAUAUGUACCUUAACUGUAACAGUAUCUUAAUGUACAGUCUUGUUGGGGAAUAUUAGUUUUGUAAUAAAAUGUUUUUCAUA